This is a messenger RNA of Drosophila biarmipes, 844 nucleotides long. Its product is annotated as transmembrane emp24 domain-containing protein 1. Gene Ontology annotation, cellular component: Golgi apparatus; COPII-coated ER to Golgi transport vesicle; endoplasmic reticulum. Bases 100 to 792 code for a protein of 230 amino acids. The transcript has a single exon. The record is from RefSeq and is a predicted model, not a curated record. NCBI's taxonomy places the organism in Eukaryota, Metazoa, Arthropoda, Insecta, Diptera, Drosophilidae. Gene Ontology annotation, biological process: Golgi organization; endoplasmic reticulum to Golgi vesicle-mediated transport; intracellular protein transport.
UUUCCCUUUACUGCCAUAAAUCCAUCCAGACUGCAAAACCGACAGCCUGCCAGCAAUCAGUCAAACAAUUCGAAUAGAAAAGCCGGCAAACCACCGAAAAUGUUUAAAGUAGCGGGCUACGUUUUGCUGCUGGUUCUGUCGAAGGAACUGGGCAUUUCCCACGGCGAGCCCUACAACAAGCAACUGACCAUUUUUGUCGAGGCUGGCCGACAGGAGUGCUUUUACCAGCCGAUUGCCAACACUGAGAACAUUAAAAUCGACUACCAGGUGAUCCAUGGGGGUCUCGGCGAGACGCAUAUCAAUUUCAAUCUGAUGGAUCCCAGUCGCCGCCUUCUGAUCAACGAAAUAAAGCAGGAAAAGGGAAACCGCGAGGUGGUGGCCAACGAAACUGGUUCCUAUAAGAUUUGUUUCGAUAACACUAUAAGCACAUUUAACCAAAAGAUCGUGUCCUUCACCCUGGAGGUAACUCAUGCGGACAGAAACGAGCGGGAGCUGCGAGAUCUGCGCCAGGAGAUGCUAACCGAUUACCACUUCGAUGUGGCUUAUACGGGUAUCGACAAUUACAUGGGCAAGAUACAUGUGAAUCUCAUGAGAUCUCGACAGACCCAGGACUUUAUUCGCGCCAUCGAGGCCAGGGACCGAAACGUGGCCGAGUCCACCUACGCCAUGGUCAACAAUUGGUCGUGGACCCAGUUUUUGGCCAUGAUAUUUGUGGGCUUUCUGCAGGUCCUGAUGGUGAGAAGUAUUUUCCACACAACCGGAACGUUCCACAAGUUUUGGAAAUGUUUUUAGGCGAUUUGUGCAUAGCAAAUAAUUUUUAUAAAAUAGAUUUUAGAAACCUGAA